AUGGUUAUCUUAUGCUAUGAAAUCAUCGUGAAAAAUUCUUUUAAUCAAUUAAAAACUAUAUUUUUUAGGUAUAUAAACAUCAGCGAUGUAUUAUUCCGGGAAGCUCGUCUAUCUCUAGAGCAUCGAAUCUGCGACAACAUCGAUUUGGAAAUUAUUGUUACAGAGUAUGAAAAUUAUUACAAGAUGAGAUUCCAAAAAUAUCCCAUAUUGUGUAAAAAAAUAACUGGAAGGGAAAUAAAGACUGGAAGAGAAAUGAAAAAUGCAAGCAAAGUUAAGAUAAACGUCAAAUCUGUUAGUAAACAAACGAAAAGUGAGACCCUGAAAGAGAAGACAGAGAAGACCCUACAACAGAAGAUAACUGAUGACACUACAAACCAUAUUAAUCUUGCUAUGACCGUGACACCCAUUCUCCCCAGUGAAAAUGAUGAAGCUUCGUCAGAAGAGCUAUUUAACGCCCCAAUGGAACAAUCCAUACAAUCAAAGAUAUGGAAAUGCACUGAAAAACUUUAUUCAGAUAAUCCAGAACUGCGAAGAAUUGCUGAGGACAUUUCCUGUGAGAUCAUAUUGAACAAUUUAAAUGUACAUUGGGAUGACGUUGUAGGCCUAGAGGAAUGUAAAACCGCUGUUAAGGAGGCCGUAGUGUAUCCUCUAAAGUAUCCUAUCUUUUUUGACGGCCCGUUUUCUCCCUGGAAAGGUAUUCUGUUAUACGGACCACCUGGUACAGGGAAGACAAUGUUAGCGAAGGCAGUAGCGACAGAAUGCCAUUGCACCUUUUUUAACAUAACGGCCAGCUCAUUGGUAAGCAAAUGGAGAGGUGAUUCCGAGAAGUACAUACGUGUUUUAUUUGAACUUGCCUAUAGUCAUUCGCCUACAAUUAUUUUUAUCGACGAGAUUGACUGGAUAGCCACGAAUAAAGGGGACUGUAUAUUAUCUGAACCUGCAAAGAGAUUCAGAUCAGAACUUCUUUCUAGAUUGGAUGGAUUAGUGUCUAAUGAAAAUUCUAAUGUAGUUCUUUUGGCUGCCACUAAUUCCCCCUGGGGCAUUGAUGCAGCUUUACUCAGACGCCUUGAAAAGCAAAUAUACGUAUCAUUACCCAAUGAAGUUGCUCGACUUGGUAUAUUCAAAUUAUACCUUAGCAACCACUUAUUAGAAAAUACAGAUAUUGUAAACCACAUAAUAAAAUGUACUGAAAGAUAUUCUUGCGCAGAUAUAAAAUUGCUUUGUAAGCAAGCAUGGCUGCUAGAAAUAAGUCCAAUAUGGAAGAGACUUGAAAAAAACGAAACAUCUGUUACUGCUUUGAAAUAUGAAUUAAAGGAUUAUGAAAUAUUAGCAAAAUUGAUUAAAAAAAUGUCACCUACAGUUGUGCAAAUAGAUAAAUAUGAUACGUGGAACAAAUAAAUAGGCAAUCAUAAA
Messenger RNA from Bombus pascuorum, 1413 nucleotides. RefSeq names its product katanin p60 ATPase-containing subunit A-like 2. The transcript is spliced from 6 exons. The record is from RefSeq and is a predicted model, not a curated record. Lineage: Eukaryota; Metazoa; Arthropoda; Insecta; Hymenoptera; Apidae. The coding region runs from base 1 to 1398 and encodes 465 amino acids. Gene Ontology annotation, molecular function: ATP hydrolysis activity; ATP binding.